AUGGCGCGAGACAGGGAAAAAGCACUGGUCUCGUCGUCAUCGCCCUUGCCGUCCCAGGCCCAACAGCAGCAGCAGCAACAACAAGACCAGCAGCGACAUGCUUCUGGACAUGGACACAACUCGAACGACAUUGAGAUCCAGAGCAUCAUAUCCGACGAAGAGCCUGUGCCGGCCUUGGAACAUGACGAGGUCGGCGAAGAUGGUAUCCGAUACGAAUAUCUCACGUUCGAGACGGAGAUCGUGCUGGAGGCGACUGGGACCGGACCAGACAGCAGCGUCCCGCGGGCGAAGCUGAAGCUGAAGAGAUUUGAAUCACCGCUGACGUGGUCAGCGACGCACAAGACCGCCAUCCUGAUCCUGUCGUGCUGCUGCACCUUUAUGGCCGCGUACAGCGCGGGUGCGUACUCGAUCGCGUCGGCGCCGCAGCGAACCAAAUGGCACCUGUCCGGGGUGGCAUUCAACACGGGGGUGACGACGUGGUGCUUGGGCUUCGCGACGUCGCCCAUGAUACUGGCGCCCUUUUCUGAGAUCAACGGCCGGCGGCCGGUCUUCAUCGGGAGCGCCGUCAUGUUCCUGGCCGGGCUGAUUGCCUGCGCGACCACGCCGUCGUUCGCGGGCAUGCUGGUCGCGCGCUUCUUCGUCGGUGCCGGCGCCAGCACGUUCGCCACCAUGGUGGGCGGCGUCGUGUCCGACCUGUAUGACGCCCGCCAUCGCAACACCCCCAUGGCCAUCUACAGCGGCUCCGCCCUCGCCGGCACCGGCAUUGGGCCCCUCUGCUCCGGCUUCAUCGUCGGCCGCGCCGACUUCCGCUGGGUCUACUACCAUCAGAUCAUCUCGCUGGGCAUCAUGCUCAUCGUCGUCUGUCUGUUCUUCAAGGAGACCCGUGGCUCCGUCCUGCUCAGCCGCAAGGCGAAAGCCCUCAACCACUACCUCGACAAGCUGGAAGGCGGCCAGCAGCGCGCGAAGAACGAGUCUGACCACCACCGCAACCGCAACCCCGAUCCUUCAUCUAGGGAUGAGAAGGGUGAUGACGGCGUUCCCGGCGACGGCACCAACAACACCGUCCCUGUGCGUGUCCGGUACAAGGUGGCGGCCGACGAGUCGCGCUCGUCACUCUCGCACAUGCUGUACCUGUCGCUGACGCUCCCGUUCAAGCUGCUCGCCACCGAGCCGGUCGUCUUCUUCUUUUCGCUGUGGGUGUCGUUUGCCUGGGCGUUGCUGUACAUGACCUUCUCCGUGCUGCCGCUGGUGUUUUCGACCCGCCACGGCUUCACCACCGAACAAAACGGCGCAGUCUUUGCCGCCAUCACGGUUGGCACCAUCCUGGCCACCAUCGUGUCCAUCUACCAGCCGCGGCUGGCCCAACGCCGCUGGCCCAAACUCACCACCAGUCCCGAGGGCCGGCUGUACUUUGCCUGCCUCGAGUCGGCCCUGCUGCCCAUCGGCCUGUUCUGGUUCGGCUGGACCACCUACUCGUCCGUGCAUUGGAUCUCGCCCGUCCUCGCCAUCGGCGUCGCCGAGAUGGGCAUCUUCGUCAUCUACCUCGCCGUCUUUAACUACCUGGCCGACGUCUACCACCGCUACGCCUCCUCCGCCCUCGCCGCCCAGAGUUUCAUGCGCAACGUCCUCGCCUCCGUCUUCCCCCUUUUCACCGUCCAGAUGUUUCGCGACCUCGGCUACCCCGCCGCCAGCAGUUUGUUGGGCGGCAUUAGUGCCCUGUUGACCCUCGUCCCGUGGGUCUUACUUUUCAAUGGCGAGAAAAUCCGUGCUCGCAGCAAGAUUGCACGCCAGAUCAUGUCUCAUGCCACAUGA
Molecule: messenger RNA, 1812 nt
Organism: Capronia epimyces CBS 606.96
Lineage: Eukaryota; Fungi; Ascomycota; Eurotiomycetes; Chaetothyriales; Herpotrichiellaceae
Exons: 1
Coding region: 1-1812 (603 amino acids)
Biological process (GO): transmembrane transport
Molecular function (GO): transmembrane transporter activity
Source: RefSeq, a predicted model, not a curated record